This is a messenger RNA of Pocillopora meandrina, 2549 nucleotides long. Lineage: Eukaryota; Metazoa; Cnidaria; Anthozoa; Scleractinia; Pocilloporidae. The record is from the annotation of a GenBank genome assembly.
AUGCUCUCUGGAGACAGAAAAUACUACAUAGAAGUUGUGCAUAAGCAAGGAGCGGCUCUUGGCUUUGUACAAGUUUAUUGGAAGCGUCGCAAUGAUACCAAUUUCUACCUUAUCAGUUCAGAGUACUUAUCGUCCCAUGCAAACGAUGUUAUGAUCACCAAAGCAAAAGAUGUUUUGCAUAGUUUGCUUUCGGAGAGCUAUCGUCAAGAUCUUGAGAUGAAAUCUAAAUCAACAGAUCAUAAACGCUUACAAUUUCAAUCACUUCCGUUGCUCCCAAAAGAUAGUUAUCUUCCCUUGUGUGAUUUCCAGUCCGGCUCUUUGUCAAAUGGAGGAAAAGUGUAUCGUUAUCAAGGCCGCAAAGCGGUGCAGUUAUCCAGCGUCUACCCUGCUGAUGAUAGCAGUGCACUGACUGGUGAAAAUUUGCGGAACUGGCCUAACAAAAUUGCCGACAGGGACAAAAUUCAUGGAGUCACGGAUGAGAUAAUUACGUCGCUAAACCAUAAAACCUCAAAGUAAGUUGACCUAAAAAUUAAACUAUCAGCAAUAUAGCAAAUGCCAAAAAAUUCGUGAACUACUGCCGAUGCGCUACGUAACGAUUAAACUCUAUUAAGAAGAAAAACGGUGUAAAAAUUGGGCCACGAUUCGCACGGAUUGCAAAUGAUGAACAGUCCUCACAAAGACCCUCAAACUGUGACUAGCGUCUUUCACCAUCAUUAUGAUACACCAUGCUGAAAUGUCAGCAAAAUAAUAUAUUUUACUAGGCAGCCAUUCGGGCUGAGUUUGGAACUAAUGCUUUAAGGCCAGAGCCAAUCACAUGCAUCAAAGAGGUGUGUGCAUGUCAUUCAUUAACUGGCUUAAUUUCGAUUUCCCAAGUUACUCCCUCCAUCUUGGGAGAGGAAAAAAUUCCUGGAAACCAAGGUUGUUUUAGAGAUACACAUUACAUACAAUGAAGUCCAUUACACUAUCAAACUGAUAUCAUUCUUUGAUCUACUUCCAGGAAAUAUUUUCUGAAGAGAAUUCACAUGGUUUUAAACAUCCCAGAUCCAGUCCAUGGCGAUCUUUAUUCUGUAGAUCUUGAGCUCGGUUCACAAGACGUCAAUCAAUCAUUUCGUUUAUCAGAGCAUGUGUUUGGUAAGGAUGCCAACCACAACUUGUGUUUUCCUCGAGGUAUGAGCUGGAACAAUAAAGCUAAGGUGUAUUUUAUUCUCCCUGUCAAGGAACAAGGAAGAUGGGUGUAUCAUUUUAUAAACGAAAUCACAAUAGCCAGAUCUUUAACGGGCGAUACGAACUUUCAUGUCAUUGUUGUUGACUUUGAAAGCGAGGAUAUUGACAUGACAAAGGCAUUUAACACCACUCUUCUUCAUAACAGACACACGAUUAUUCCAUUAAAAGGGAAAUUUUACAAGACGCUGGCUUUGAACAAAGCUGUUGAGUAUAUUCCAAGUAUACAUGACAUUUUGUUUCUGUUUGAUCUCCAUAUCGACGUUCCCUUGGACAUAUUGGUCAGCGUUCGUAAGGUGAGUUUCUAUCUUUGAUUUGAGUAAUGAUUAUUUACUCGUUAAUCUAUAUAUUUAUUUAGUAUUUAUGUUAUAGACCAAUCUCGCGAGCUUUAUUGUGUCGUGCGGAUAUCCAUUGUAGUGCUAUGAACUGGUACUAGUAAACCUUUAUACGGGUGCUUGCCUUUAGAUUGGUGUGCCAUUUGAUGCUUGACUACAAGCAGUCCCUGCUUUUCAGCGAAGUCCGUCGUGCGAGUAAAAAAAAUAAGUAAAAAAAAAAUUAGUUAGAGCGCCCGAGAGAACCCUAGGAGUUCGUGAGCCUCACUCCAAGGUUCCACGUGGCGCGCUAUCGUAUUGUGCGCAGGGACUGCUCUAGUCUAUCUGAUGUAAGCACACCUCACCAAUAUUUUUUUAUUUACAUUGAUUUAAUCAUAAUUUGUUUCUACGGUCCUCAUUUCUAGCUUUAAUAACAAUUCUUUGUCUUGCAGAACACCGUCGAAGGACAUCUUGUUUACGCUCCCAUUGUAGGCCGGUUACAUUGUGGCAGUACGUAUGUCGAUCAUAAAGGUUAUUGGGAAAUGGAAGGAUUUGGCUUAAUGAGCAUUUAUAAAUCAGACUGGGUGAGGUUCAGAGGUAAAAAAACAUCAGUUUUCAGUUGACGCUUCUUUAGAAAAUACUGAUUAUAAUUUCAUCAGUUCCUAGAACUGACAUGCAAUAUGCACAAUUUCACUACUCGAUUUUCAUUCAGUUGCAUGGCAAGAAAUUCAACUACCUUAAACUUAGCUCUAAAAAAAUUGAGUCAGUACAUUUAAAAUUGUGAAUAUCUGUAGUUAACGGAAAUUUUUUUUUCCAAUGGUAAACGGAAACCUCCUAAAUCUUAUGUAGGCAUAUGUACUCUCUAUAGGAAUGAACACCGAGGACUACAAAUACAAAUGGGGCGGAGAGGACUGGGACUUACUCGACCGUGUUAUCAAUGCUGAGUUAAAAGUUGUUCGAAUAAAGCACCCGGGUCUAUACCAUCAUUAUCAUACAAAACACAAAAUUUGGAAUUAA